This is a messenger RNA of Sitophilus oryzae (rice weevil), 1935 nucleotides long. RefSeq names its product RING finger and CHY zinc finger domain-containing protein 1 (gene Rchy1). The transcript is spliced from 4 exons. The record is from RefSeq and is a predicted model, not a curated record. Gene Ontology annotation, biological process: protein ubiquitination; ubiquitin-dependent protein catabolic process. Bases 193 to 1107 code for a protein of 304 amino acids. Gene Ontology annotation, molecular function: ubiquitin protein ligase activity; zinc ion binding. Gene Ontology annotation, cellular component: nucleus. Lineage: Eukaryota; Metazoa; Arthropoda; Insecta; Coleoptera; Curculionidae.
GCUGUUUGUCAAAGAUCUGUCACCGUGGUUGGUGAGUUGGUAAACGCAUCAUGAUCUGUUAAAGUCAAAAUUAUUCCAUCGCAUUUUAUAUGUUUGUUCAGUUAAUUUUACGAUAACUGACGAUUGAGAUAUUGGCAUUCUGUUGAACCCGUUGGCCCCAGUUCCAGUCCGUACGCUUUGGAGUGCGCAUAGAUGGCUUUGGCUACCACUCCGGGGGCCGAGGGACCCCCAGAAGAAACAAUUAAAGUAAUUGGAUGUGCCCAUUACAAAAGAAAAUCGAAAUUCGUCACGCCUUGUUGUAAUAAAGUGUACACAUGCCGCUUUUGUCACGAUGAAAAAGAGAAUCAUACAGUCAACAGGAAAGCUGUAACGGAGUUGGUUUGUACACUGUGCAAUACCCGGCAACCAGUCCAGGCGGAAUGUCGAAAUUGUGGUGUUAGGUUUGGCAAGUAUGUCUGUUUGGAAUGCAACUUGUUCGACGAUGAAGAAAAGAAGCAAUUUCACUGCCAGGGAUGCGGUAUAUGCCGCAUUGGGGGUGCUGAGAAGUUUUUCCACUGCGAAAAAUGCAAUAUGUGUUUGCCAGUCCAGUUAAAAAAUGGCCACAAGUGCGUGGAAAACGUCUCAAGAGCAAACUGCCCGGUAUGCUUGGAGGAUAUUCAUACUUCUCGAAUUCCCUGUCACAUACCGAUGUGUGGGCAUUUACUACACCGGACCUGUUUCGAACAGCUACUACAAGCCGGACACUACGCUUGUCCGAUCUGUCAAACUUCCUUGAUGGACAUGAGCCAGCUGUGGAAGUACUUGGAUCAGCAAGUCGAUACUACCCCCAUGCCGCCAGAGUACAAGGAUUAUAUUGUUCACAUUUUGUGCAAGGAUUGUCACAAGGAAUGUACCGUCCAGUUCCACGUGGUCGGCUUCAAAUGCUGCCAUUGCGGUUCGUAUAACACGUGUCGCAUCAAAGGGCCGAUAAAUCCAACUGGUUUCAGGGACGGCCAAGCGGUCCAGAACGCACAAGGCGAAGGUAGUAACGCAGCUAAUAAUAACAAUAACGUAGAAAACAAUCAGGCGGAUAUGCCACAGCCAAACAGAAACGUGUCUGCCAAGUAACAUUUAGUUAUACUCUCAUUAGUGACCUUUCUGUUCUGCUCUCUGGUUAUUUUCAUGCUCCUCAUGCUCUUCAAACCCUUCGAAAAUCUGAUUAAGUUCUGAAUCUUAUGUAAUUUUUAUUCUCCCAGGGAUGGGUAGACGUAAAAAAAUCGGAAUUUGUUACAUUAGUAAUUGUUAUAAGGAUUUUUUUUUCAAUUUUCCUUAAAAUUACAACAUUUACAGCAAAUUAACGUGUUUUAAGAGUUGUAAAAACGCGAAUAUGUAACAAAAUCCGAUUAUCUGCCCGUCCCUGACUGGGCAGCUUGCGAUAAACCGAAAAUAGUUCUAUAAGUUCCUCGAAAGGUGGUGUUAGUAUCUCAUUACAUGUGUGCUUCGAUGGCUAUCGGGUAGAUGGCGCUAGGAGGCUUUUCUGAAAGUUACCGGCGCUUUCCGCCAGGUGGUGCUAGAGUAACUUUUUGCAGAAAACCCUGUCAAUUUUUACAAGUUUUAUAUAUAUUUUUAUUAACUAGUGAGAGGCUAGGUUUGUUUUUAUUCAAUAUAUGUUCCUAACAUUGUUAUUGAUUACAUUUUUACACGUAUUUUUAUAUCGUUUAAGAUUAUUAUGUAUCUAUAUUCUAUAUUAUUAUAGACUAGUAGUUUUUAAGGUAGUUAGGACUGUUAAAACUCUUUUAGUUGUAUAAGCUUAUAUAUGUCCCUCUAAGAAUAGCUCUCGGCUGUAUCGCGGAAAGUAUUAGCUAAGUAAAGAGGCUAUGGGAAAUUGCUGGAAAUUAUUUUCAAGUUUGUAGAAUGACCGCUAGGGGGCGCAACUGCAACAAAAAAUUGGAAAGU